This is a messenger RNA of Cicer arietinum (chickpea), 4112 nucleotides long. Its product is annotated as PWWP domain-containing protein 1. The record is from RefSeq and is a predicted model, not a curated record. Lineage: Eukaryota; Viridiplantae; Streptophyta; Magnoliopsida; Fabales; Fabaceae.
AAUAAAAUAGGAAGAAGAAGAAUUAAACGCAACUCAAAAUCGGGGUCGUGUUUUCUUUCUCUCUGCUCCGUAGUGGCGCGCUCUCUCAUCUCAAAUCUCAAAAUGUUUGUUUCGUUUCAAAGCUUUUUUAAUUUUUAAUCCUAACAAAUUUCCAAGUCUCUCUUCUCUCCCUCACACAAACAGGAAGCCACAUAAAUGACACACUUUCUGCGCUGCAAGUAAAACCAUUAACUUAACCUCUCGUGUCAUUCGUAGGGUUCCGUAAAUUUUUCCAUUCCCUUCAUUUUCACUAGUGAUGAGCGACGCUUCUCAUUUUCAAUCACAACCUUCCAAUCCCGAUUCUCCAACACCUUCCGCGAGUGAACCUCACGCUAGGGUUUCUCCAAAUGAUAACUCCCAAUACCAACUCGUUUCUUCCACCGAAGAUUUUAAAGUUAGGGUUAGGGUUUCUCCCGACGACGCAUCUACCGUCGAACGAUUUGAAUCUCAAAACGACCAAACAAGUCGACGUCGUGAUUCCGAUAAAUUUCCAAGUUCUGAUAGCAAAUCGCUGUUAUCAGAAUUCGACGAAUACGUAGCUUCAGAGAGAAAUAGUGUAACACAAACGGAUCUAGGGUAUGGUUUUGAAGUUGGCGAUUUAGUUUGGGGGAAAGUGAAAUCUCACCCUUGGUGGCCAGGGCAUAUAUACAAUGAAGCAUUUGCAUCUCCAUCGGUUCGUCGCGCGAGGAGGGAAGGUCAUGUUUUGGUGGCUUUCUUCGGUGAUAGUAGUUAUGGUUGGUUUGAACCGGCUGAACUUAUUCCUUUCGACGCAAAUUUCGCCGAGAAAUCACAGCAGACGUUUUCAAGAACUUUUGUGAAAGCAGUGGAAGAGGCUGUUGAUGAAGCUAGUAGGAGACGCGGUCUUGGAUUGGCUUGUAAGUGUAGAAAUCCUGAUAAUUUUCGAUUGACGCAUGUUGAAGGAUAUUAUUCUGUUGAUGUGAUGGAUUAUGAACCUGGUGGGUUUUAUUCUGAUAGUCAGAUUAGGAAGGCUAGAGAUAGUUUUAAUCCGAUUGAAACUCUCGAUUUCGUUAGAGAGUUGGCCCUUACUCCCCUUGAUGGAGAGCAUGGGAGUAUUGGUUUUCUUAAUAAUAAGGCUACUGUUUCUGCUUAUCGAAAGGCCGUUUUUGAGCAACAUGAUGAGACUUAUGCACAGGCUUUUGGAGUUCAGCGGGCGCGCCCUUCUCGGCCUCAGAAUGUUCCCCUUAAUCAGCCUGCCAGGCAGCCUCCUAAAGCUCCUUUGAGUGGUCCAUUGGUGAUAGCAGAAACUUUGGGUGGUGGGAAAAGCGCUUCUAAAUCUAUUAAAUUUAAGGACAGUUCAAAAAAGGAUAGGUACCUUUUUAAGCGGAGAGAUGAUUCAAGUAACUCUUUCCAAUUAGCACACAGGGAAGAGGUACCUGAUGCAGCUGGGAGUUUUGUAUUUCAGAAGAGGGCUCCACUUGUGCCUGUGAUGCCUCGCAAUUUAGAAAGUCGUGCAGACACAGGGUUUGUUAGUCAUGAUGGUGCAAGUUCAACUUCAGAUGCUGUUGGUUUAAUAGGUCAGAUUCAAGCAGAAAAUAGUGGUCUUGUACCCCAAACCAUAUCCUUAGAUGCAAAGACUCAUCUUGAUAAGGGGAAAAUGGCCUAUUCUGAAGAAACGGCCCAUAGCAUUGAACAGGAUAAUAUUUCAAGUAAAAACAUGGGUAGGUCUGAUGUGUCUGGGGAGUUGCCAUUACAAAGCACUGUUGAUGUGAAUGCCAAACAUGACAGGACUGCAAAACUGUCAGAACCAUGUGAAGAUUUUAAGCAAUCAGAGCAAGGACUUCUUCUGACCGUUGUUGAUGGAGGAAAAGACACACACCAAGUUAAGAGCGAAAAUAAUGUAACUAAUUCACCAGUUGAAGCAAAGCAUCGCGAAAUUAGUGCAGUGAAGAAGAUAAAAGGCCAAAAGCGACCUGUAGAUGACUUGAACUCCAAGACUUCUGUUAUUGAGGAGAGAAAGAAAAAAAAGAAAAAGAAUCUAAACUUACAGCCGACGUCAGACCAUAUGGAGAAGCAUUCUACUUCUGGAAAAUCUGUACUCCUUUCAGGAAAUUUAAGUGGAAAACUUGUCUCGACCACUUUGUCUCCUAGAGAAGGGAUUCAUCCAGAACAAAUGCAGGUAGAUUUUAGUGCCCGUAAUUCACAACCCGUGGAUGCCUUAGGUGAUGUUAAUUUUGAAUUGCCACAACUUUUGUGUGAUUUGCAAACUCUUGCUUUGAAUCCUUGCCAUGGCAUUGAAAGAAAUGUCCCUGUAGCUGUUCGCCAAUUCUUCUUGCGGUUUAGAUCUCUUGUUUACCAGAAAAGCUUGGCAUCAUCUCCACCACCAGAGAAUGAAGCUCCAGAAGCCCGUGUUACCAAAUCUCCUUCCAGUGUCAGGAUAUCUGACAAUCCUGAGGAUCAUAUCAGAGCUUCACCACUUGUAACACCUGCAAAACAUGCUCGAUCAGAUGAUCCUUCAAAAUCUGGGCGGAAAAGGAACCCCUCUGAUCGCCAAGAAGAAAUUGCUGCAAAGAGGUUGAAGAAAAUCAAGGAUAUAAAGGCACUAGCUGCAGAUAAGACAGCUUCCAAUCAGAAAACUUCUGAAGCUCGGCGAGAAGAUAAGGCAGCUUCCAGUCAGAAAACAUCUUCUGAAGCUAGGCGAGAAGAUAAGGCAGCUUCCAGUCAGAAAACUAUUUCUGAAGCUCGGCGAGAAGAUGGAAAAGAACCUGUAUCCCAGGCUCCAUCCAAGUUUGUGAAACCAGACUCGGCCAAGAAAGUUUACCGACCAUCUAAAGCAGUUCAGCCCACCACAUUGGUGAUCAAGUUUCCUCCCCAAACAUCACUUCCAUCUGUGGCAGAGCUGAAGGCAAGAUUUGCUCGCUUUGGACCGAUGGAUCAAUCGGGUUUCCGUGUAUUUUGGAAGUCAUCAACUUGCCGUGUUGUUUUCUUGUACAAGGCUGAUGCACUAGCUGCAUAUAAAUUUUCUGAAGCAAACCAAUCCUUAUUUGGCAGCACAGGUGUGAGGUGCUUUCUUCGGGAAUUUGGAGAUUCUGCACCUGAAGCAUCUGAAGCUACCAAGGUUAAGGGAGAUGACGGGGUCAAUGAAACACCUCGGAUCAAGGAUCCUGCUGUAGUUCAGCAACAGACAUCAGUUUCAUCGCUGAAACCUCUUCUUCCACAGCCAACAAUCCAGCUCAAAUCCUGCCUGAAGAAAUCUACAGGUGACGAGUCAGGUCAGGUUACUGGUAAUGGAAGUAGUAGUAAAGGAAACCCACGUGUAAAAUUCAUGUUAGUUGGGGAAGAAAGUAGUAGGGGGGAGCCAUUAAUAGUGGGUAGUAAAAACAACAAUGCUAGUUUUUCAGAUGCUGGUGCACCUCCUAUUGCAAUGGAUUUUAUUAGUAAGAAUGUUCAAAAGGUCACUACCACUUCACAACCUCCUUUGCUCAUUCUUCCCCAUGCUUCUCAGUUUACUAAAACACCACAACAUAAUUUGCGUAAUCCUGAAUUGGCAAUGGCAUCUAGAAACAACCCUAAUUUUAUCAACGCCACCGCGUCAGCCACUGCAACCUCGGUUGAUAUAUCACAGCAGAUGAUAAGUCUUUUGACGAGGUGCAGUGAUGUUGUGACUAACCUGACGGGUUUAUUAGGCUAUGUACCAUACCAUCCACUUUGAAAAAAUGACUUAAUACUCAUUACAUCAUUUGUAUUCUAUACAAGAAUUUGCGAGUUGGAUGUUUUCGAUGAUUUGCUCCGGAAAAUGCAAGAAAUGUAUUGGUGAAGAGGGUGCGAGUAAUAUCGAGGCCUAGAACAAACAAUACGAUAGUGGCAUUAUUAGUUUAGAUUUUUGGGCUCCAAAAAUGUAAAUGCACCCUCGUAUUCAUAGCGGCAUCUUGUUGUUAGCUACCUUUCCUUUUCUUUUUUUCUUAUAUAUUUAGAUCCCUUUUGUUUGGUAUUGGCUCAUCGUUGCUCAAAUAUGCUUAUGUAUUUACUCACCAGUAUUUCUGUGUCAAUGGCAUCCUAUGAAUAUCUCGGAAAGGCUUUUUAUUGUUGUCAAUCCAUCAACUAUUUUUUUUUUA